UGUGUGUUGUGAAGUCAACCUAAUGGACCUACGACGAACAGAGAAAGGUUUUUUUUAAUCUAAACUGGAUCUGAUUCAGCUGCAGUUCUUUUGGUUGUUCCAGUCAGAGAGAUGAAGAAGCUCUGUCACCUGUCUAACAGCAUCCUGAUAGUCAGCAUUUUACUGAUUGUCUUCUUUCUUCCAGGUGCUUUUGCUCAUUGCGGUGAUGCUAUACCAGACCUCCACCUCACUACACCCAGUGAGAUUGAAGCUCUGAUUGGAUCUUGUGUGGAAAUCCCAUGUAUAUUUGAUACUUUGCCAGAAUUUAACAGCAGCGCACCCACUUACGGAAUCUGGAUGAAACAUAAGGGGGUAUAUGUUGUGGGAGCAAGUGAAAUUAAUUUUUAACAGCAGUGGGUCAGUUAACACCCAUCGAAUGGAAAUGGUUGGAGAUGUGAGAAGUAAAAACUGCAGCAGUCGACUUGGUGAGGCAGAAGUAGGUCAUGAAGACCAAUACUACUUCAGAGUUCACAACUCGGGGAUGUCUGCAACAUAUUGUGAUGAUUUUGUUGAGCUAAAACUUAAAGAUUCUGCUUGGACUCCUAGCAUUGUUGUUUCUGGAAGUGAUCUGAAGGAGCGUCAGUCUGUCACUAUAACCUGCUCAGUUUAUACUCCCUGUUUACCUUCACCUCCUGAACUCACCUGGAAUCUCAAAAAAAACUCUCACAGACAAAUAGAGAAAGUAGUUGAUGGAACCUUUACAUCUAAACUCCAGGAGACCAUCACUCUGUUAGACACACAUGAUGGAUACAGCAUCAAAUGUUCUGCUAGAUAUCCUGUGAAAGGAGGUUUCAAACAGUCACCAGAGACAGUAGAGACUCUCAGUGUUUCAUAUGCUCCUAAAGACACUAAAGCAUCCAUCAGUUUGUCAGGUUUGGUGUCAGCAGGUAGUCGGGUGGUGCUGAGCUGCUCCAGCAGAGCCAAACCUCCACCCAGCUUCAACUGGUACAGGAACAACAAAGAUGGAGCCAAUGUAGUGUCAACGGAGCAGCGUUACAGCUUCAGUGCUACUCCUGCUGAAGAAGGAGACUAUUACUGUGAGGCCACAAAUGGGGUGGAUAGUGAGACAUCGACAAGAAUCUGUAUUGACAUCAUUGAUGCUCAUUUUACUCCCAGCAUUAGUAUCUCUGUUGGUGAUCUGAGGGAGCGUCAAUCUGUCACCAUAACCUGCUCAGUUGCAACUCCCUGUCCACAAUCACAACCUGAACUCACCUGGAAUCUCCAGCAAGACUCUCUCAGACGAACAGAGAAAAACACAGAGGGAACCUUUACAACUAAAAUCCAGAAGAAGAUCACUCUGUCACACAAACAUGAUGGAUACAACAUCAGCUGUUCCACCAGACAUCCUGCGGAUAAAAAUGGCAACGCAGCAGAGACAGAAGUGACUCUCAGUGUUUCAUAUGCUCCUAGAAACACUUCAGUGUCCAUCAGUAAAUCAUCAGGUAACUGGGUGGAGCUGAGCUGCUCCAGCAGAGGCAAACCUCCACCCAAAAUCACCUGGUUCAAGAAAGGCCCCAAAAAAUUCACUGAAGUAGCUACAGGCAACUUUCACAAGGAUACAUUCACUGAUGGCGAUGAGUACUACUGUGUAGCUGCAAAUAAGCUGGGAAAACAGAAAUCAUCAUCGAUCAGUCUCACAGUACAAGGUACAUCGGGAGCCUGGGUUUUUGCAUUAAAAGCAACCUUGGGAAUAGCAGCACUUGGCAGUAUAGGGUUCUUCAUUGACAAAUGGCUCAAAACCUCUUAAUCUAGUCAGGCUUAUCAGUUGUGCUUGUGUGUAACACUAAAAAUAAGAUGUUACAACCCACUUCAACCCUGUCAGUGUUAUAAACACAUUAUGCAGUGACCAACUGUGAAACAAGCAAUAAAUAUUACAUUUAGUCAAAAUGCAA
This is a messenger RNA of Xiphophorus hellerii (green swordtail), 1931 nucleotides long. RefSeq names its product vascular cell adhesion protein 1-like. The transcript has 10 exons. Lineage: Eukaryota; Metazoa; Chordata; Actinopteri; Cyprinodontiformes; Poeciliidae. Bases 356 to 1786 code for a protein of 476 amino acids. The record is from RefSeq and is a predicted model, not a curated record.